Molecule: messenger RNA, 480 nt
Organism: Diaporthe citri
Lineage: Eukaryota; Fungi; Ascomycota; Sordariomycetes; Diaporthales; Diaporthaceae
Exons: 1
Coding region: 1-480 (159 amino acids)
Source: RefSeq, a predicted model, not a curated record
AUGUCUGUCAUGAUCACGGCUCUCCGGGGCUUCAGAGUCCGUCCGGAGACCCUCGACAACUACCUCGCAGAGAAAGGCGACUACAAGGGGUCGGACAUCGGUACAACUCCUCCACAAUACCCUUUUGACGACAGGGGGGCCCCCUCAGACAAGGCCUCGAAUGUACUCCGCAAAAGGUUGGUCGCCAUGAGAGGCGACGCCAAAGACAGCAGCGGCAUCUUCGUGGUCGUCCCGUUUGUCAUGUCCCAAACAUCGUCCUGGGUCUUCGUGACAUACAGUUACGCCUUCGUUCAUUCUCAGCUUCUCAUCACGACCGCCAUCCUCCCAGAGCCCGUGCCGCGAGGGUUUGAAGAGCUCAGACAGGAGGUAUUGGAGUACACCUCUGGUUCAAACCUUGGAGACGACUCGGAGGGCCUGAUGGGCUUCUACAUUGUUCGCACGAAUCUGACUGGUGGCCAAGGCGGCGGACUUGUCAAAUAA